CAGCGCUUCCUUUCUGGGUGAGGGUGGCGCUCGCCUCUUCGGCGGUUGCUUUCCGUCGAGGGUCACGUGGUGGGGCCUUUGGUCCCUCCUCUCGGCUGCCGGACUGGGGCGGCGGGGCUGCGUUUGACGCGGGGGCUGCUGGGUAAUCCGACGACAGAGAGACAGAGAGAGAGAGAGAGGCGGCGGCGACAGCAACAGAGACUGGCGGGGGCCCUAACACCGCCGCCCUCUCGGUUCAGCCCAGCCGAGCCCUACCUCGGCGGCUUCUAGACAUGGAGUGGCGGGGGAGCCGGAGAUGGAACUCCGCCGCCGCGCCUUUAUUUUCGCGGUGAUCUCCCGUGGCCUGCUCCUCCUCUCCUCAGUGGUGGCUGCUGGGGCCUUCCGGGUCCUCCUCACACCCGCCCGGCAGCGGCAACCGGGAAAUGGUUGGGGAGUAGCCAAACAGGCAACGGAGGGAACCUAGAAACAGCAAAGCUGAGAGCAUGCUACGGAGGAUGGACACCAAGGAGGCUCUGUUGGGGACAGAAAGAAAGAAAAAUGAGCAACAUGAACCGUGAAGACCGGAAUGCGCUGCGUAUCAAAGAAAGAGAGAGGCGUAAUCAAGAAAUUCAGCAGGGUGAAGAAACCUUUCCACCUAACUCUCCUCUCUUUGCUGAACCAUAUAAAGUUACCAGCAAAGAAGAUAAAUUAUCUAGCCGUAUCCAAAGCAUGCUUGGAAACUAUGAUGAAAUGAAGGAUUUGAUAGGUGACCGGUCCCUCCAGAAGCUUGAUGGAACUCCUAAACCAACAGUAUCAUCAACACCAGAUGAAAAAUCAAACCAAAGUUUCUUUGGUGAUCAGAGGCACAGUACUGGUUCUCAUCAGAGCAGCAAAUGGACGCCUGUAGGUCCAGCGCCUAGCACUUCUUCCCAAUCACAAAAGCGGUCCAUAGGUUUACAGAGUGGGCAUGGUGGUCAGCGCAACAGUGGCAGUAACACUAGCAGUAGUGGGCAAAGGCAUGAUCGUGACUCAUAUGGCAGUAGUGGGAGCAGCAGUAGCCGGAAAAAAGCCCAGCAUGGAUCAGAACAUUCAAAGUCACGUUCUUCCAGCCCUGGAAAACCACCUACUGUUUCUUCUUUGAACCCCAGCCAUUCCAGGUCUCAUGGAAAUGAUCAUCAUAGCAAGGAGCAUCAGCGCUCUAAAUCUCCACGAGACCCUGAUGCCAACUGGGACUCACCCUCCCGUGUACCUUCAUUUUCUAGUGGUAGUCAGUCUUUCCCUCCUUCACUUAUGUCUAAAUCUAACACAAUGUUGCAAAAGCCUACUGCCUAUGUAAGGCCUAUGGAUGGCCAGGAGUCCAUGGAACCAAAGCUAUCUUCUGAACACUACAGUAGCCAGACUCAUAGCAACAAUAUGAAUGAACUGAAACCUAGUAGCAAAGCACAUCUAACAAAGCUGAAAAUUCCUUCACAACCACUUGAUGCAUCAGCAUCUGGCGACAUGAGCAGUGUUGAUGAAAUUCUAAAAGAGAUGACCCAUAUUUGGCCACCUCCAUUGACUGCUAUUCACACACCAUGCAAAACUGAACCUUCAAAGUUUCCAUUCCCAACAAAGGAAACUCAACAAUCUAAUUUUGGCACUGGAGAACAAAAAAGAUACAAUCCUUCAUCAAAAACAUCUAAUGUCCACCAGUCUAAAUCAUGCGAAUCAAAUCAGACAGACGUUCUCAUAAAUGACUUGAAACUCAGCAGCAGUGAAGACAGUGAUGGAGAACAGGAUUCUGAUAAGACGGUGCCAAGAGGUACACCUGGAAGUAAUUCUGAACCUUCCCAGCAUACAAGUGAAGGGGCAGACAACUCUAGGGACGACUCAAGCAGCCAUAGUGGAUCUGAGAGCAGUUCUGGUUCAGACUCUGAAAGUGAAAGUAGUUCAAGUGACAGUGAGGCAAAUGAGCCAUCACAGAGUGCAUCUCCUGAGCCUGAGCCACCUCCAACAAACAAGUGGCAGCUUGACAACUGGCUGAACAAGGUGAAUCCACAUAAAGUAUCACCAGCUUCUUCUGUGGAUAGUAACAUCCCAUCAACACAAGGCUACAAAAAAGAGGGUAGAGAUCAGAGCACAGGGAGUGGAUAUGCAGAUCAAAGUGGAUCUAAAGAUUCCAUUUCCACUCCUGGGAGAGAUUCGAAAACCGGCCAAAAAGGAUCAGAGGGCAAUCGGAGCAGACAGAAGUCACCUGCUCAGAGUGACAGCAUGGCCCAAAGGAGGACUGUAGGUAAAAAACAGCCCAAAAAGGCAGACAAACCAUCUGUGGAAGAGCCCAGAGGGGGGCUGAAAAUAGAAAGUGAAACUCCAUUGGACAUGGCAACAAAUAUACCUUCAAACAGACACAAGGCAGCCACAAAAGGCUCCAGAAAGCCCAACAUAAAGAAGGAGCCCAAAUCUUCCCCUCGGCCUACAACAGAGAAAAAGAAGUGCAAGGUUGCAAACAAGUCCUCCCAGAAAUCCAAGGAAUUCAUAGAAACUGAUACCUCAUCCUCUGAUUCUGAUGAGAAUGAGAGCCUGCCUCCUUCAUCACAAACCCCCAAAUAUUCUGAGAGCAAUAGGACUCCUGUUAAACCCUCUAUGGAGGAGGAUGACAGCUUUUUACGGCAAAGAAUGUUCUCUCCUAUGGAAGAGAAGGAACUCCUUUCACCACUCAGUGAUCCUGAUGAAAGGUAUCCCCUUAUUGUUAAGAUUGACUUGAGCCUCUUAACCAGAAUACCAGGGAAGCCUUACAAAGACACAGACCCAUCAAAAGUUGAGAGGAAAAAUGUGUCUGAGAAGCAUCCAAGAGAGACCCAGAAAACAUCCUCUGACAAAAGUUCCACCAAGGGCAAGCGGAAGCAUAAGUUAUGUCAGAAUGCAGAAGAAAGCAAAGGCAUUGAAAGCAAGAAAACUAAACUGGAAGAAAAGCCUCCUUCAGCACACAAAACUUCUAGUAACAGAGAAUCAACAAAGCAAAUUGCUGUUAAAGAGAAGGAUCCUCUCCCAUCUCCAGCCACAACCCCAGUCAUCCAGAAAGAGUCCAAGCAAGAGCAUGGAUCUCGGAAGAGAACAAUCAGUCAAUCUUCAUCAUUGAAAUCGAGCAAUAACAGCAAUAAGGAGAGUAUCAGCAGUAAAGGUAGCUCGUCUAAACAAAAGAAAACUGAAGGGAAGGCCUCAAGUAAUACUAAGGAAGCAAAGGAAAAGCUUUUAAAUAAUUCUUCAAGCUGUGCUUCUGCCUCCACCAUGACUACAGAUAGUUCGAAGUCCCGGAGAACAAAGCUAGUGUUUGAUGACAGAACUUACUCAGCAGAUCACUACUUGCAAGAAGCAAAGAAGUUAAAGCACAGUGCUGAUGCAUUGUCCGACAGGUUUGAGAAAGCUGUGUACUACCUUGAUGCUGUAGUUUCAUUCAUUGAAUGUGGGAAUGUAUUGGAGAAAAACGCUCAGGAAUCAAAGUCCCCGUUCCCUAUGUAUUCCGAAACUGUGGAGUUGAUCAAGUACACUAUGAAACUGAAGAAUUACUCAGCACCAGAUGCAACUGCAGCAGACAAAAGGCUAGCAGUGCUGUGUCUUAGAUGCCAGUCCCUAUUAUACUUAAGACUUUUCAAGCUGAAGAAGGAGAGUGCAUUGAAGUAUUCCAAGACGCUGACUGAACAUCUAAAGAAUUCUUAUAACAAUUCUCAAGCACCAUCACCUGGUAUGGGAAGCAAACCAGCCAGUAUGCCAUCGCCAGUCUCUCCAAAGCUGUCUCCAGGAAAUUCAGGAAAUUACUCUUCAGGAUCAACCAACCCUUCAGGGAGCACUUCUUCAGUGACUAUUCCACAAAGGAUACACCAGAUGGCAGCCAGUUAUGUCCAGGUUACUUCCAAUUUUCUGUAUGCCACUGAAAUUUGGGACCAAGCUGAUCAGCUUGCCAGAGAGCAAAAGGAAUUCUUUGCUGAACUGGAUAAAGUUAUGGGCCCUCUGAUUUUUAAUGCAAGUGUCAUGACAGACUUAGUACGUUACACCAGACAGGGACUACAUUGGUUGCGUUCGGAUGCCAAGUGAUAACUGGACUGAAGAAAUCUAAAUCAUAGAAGAUACUUUUCUUGCUGCCUCUUAGUUUUUCAACACUGUGUCAUAAAAAAUAAGGAAGACUGCCAUAAUGCAUUGCUUACCAGAAACUGAGAUUAAGGAAUGCUUUCAUGUGUCUCCCAGCAUCAUGUGUGUGAGAACCUGCAAACCAUCAUGUUAAUGAACUUUUUCAGUUGUUCCAUUUUUAAGAUAUUUAAAAAAUAGUUUAAACUCUGCAAUGUUUUAAUAUAAGGGGGAUUCAUUGAGCUGCAAUUGGAUUGGAAUUCUAGUAAUUAUGCCUAACAAUUCUGUUUUAAAACGUAUUUAUUUUAAUUUGUUUUUGAAAGCUCUAUUUUUGGGCUGUUUUAAGAUAUAGCAGUUUUUCCUAUAAAUUUUACCUGAUCAAAUACUUAGAGAAGAUUAAAUGUAGACACUUUAUUUAAAUAUUUUGUGAACUUUGUUAUUCUGUAAUGUCUUGUGGUGGUUAGCUUGUAAAAGAAAGUCAGGGUUGAUAGAUUCUAAAGUGUAGGGACACAUUUUCAUGAAUAUCUCAGUCAACCCCUAAAUGACAGCCACAAUUUUACCAUUGUACUAAGUUCUAAGGAUAUUGUUCUAUACAUUAAGUUGUUUUAUUUAAGUGAGAUUUUAAAUGAUCUCUGUGGAAACUUAGCUUCAAAACACAUGUGUUAACACUAACAAUCUCAAAACCUUACAGAUAGUUGCAUUUAAUGCAAUAUUAAAAUAAUGUGGGCCACAACUGAGCUUCAGUCUGCAGAUGUAGAUAAGGAAUGGUUUCCAGUGGACAAUCUUGUGCUUUGGUGCAGCCUCUGUUUCCUUGCUUGUAAUUGUUAGACACUGAAGCUGCUAACUUUUAACUCCUAUGUGAAAUUGAUGCUUGUCUCAUUUCCAGUGAUUAAUUGGAAAAUGUGAGCAGUAACCAAUAACCUUGGUUUUCUCACGGACAGGAGUACACAGUGGGCAAUGUGGGGUAGAGAUUAGACCUGUGAUUGCAGGGACAUUCUGAACUGUUAUGUCCAGUUGAUUUAAAAUCUAGCUGUUAUCCUUUUUUAUGACACCUUCAUUAGCGUUUAAUGUUUGUGAUGGGAACAGAAUCUUUAAUUUUAAAGGAAAUAACUGUGAUCAGCAAAAAUCAUUCAUGGAAUUCUAAGUUAACUGUGUUAAGGUUACUAACCAGAAUACCUUUCCAUAGAAGGUGCUUGUCUGACUAAAAGAAUAUUGCUUAGCGUCCCUAAUAUGUCUGGUGUGCCUUAUGCCUUUUUAGAUGAAGAUUUUGAGUACUGUUUACAAGAGGUUUUACACUUAGGACCCAGUAUACUGUAUCCAGUUGGUCUCCUGCAGUACUUUGGUAAAAUUCCACUUCCUUUUCCUAAUACUGCUAGUGGCUGUCAUUUGUUGAGAAUACACAUUGGUUAGAGUCAAACUCUGAACCCCUUCAAUGUGGGGUUGUGGAAUGCUGCUUUACCUGCCCUUGUCCCUGAACCUUACCCCAGAUGCAAAUGUGCAUGUUCAAGAAAAUGAUUGCACUAAAUUUAUGUCUAGCUGAAUAGCUAUGUGCCAAAAUGAUGGCAAGCUUCAAAAGAAGGAAUAGAAUUCUACAUUAAUUAGUACUGCAGUGUGUCCUUGGGACGUUGAGAAACUUCAUAAAUCAUAGUCACUAAACUAUAGCUUGCUUAUUCAUAGAGCCUUGUAUUCUAAUGUUUUGUACUUCAAGGAAUACACAGGUUCAUACCCUAAUACUCUGAAUUGAUUCAGUUGAAAUUACUACCCACUGGUUCUGUAUUCACAAUGAUUAAUACUGUUUACUGUUGCACUGUAUCCACAAGAAUGCAUUGUAAGAGUGGAGAAAGAAUAUAAAGUCACAUCUUUGCAUACAAAUGAUUAUGCCACAACAUAUUUGAUAACAUUCUUAAAAGAUUUCUUAAACUGAAUUUCUGUUAAACAUUGAUAGGUGAUAAUGUAUUAAACUGCUACAUAUUCUUUCAGUGUUGCUGUUUGAGCCAGUGCACACACAACUGCUGUCAUAAGGAACCGUCUUUAAACUGCUCCCUUGGCAAGCAGUUCACUGUGUAUGUGCUUAGCACAUAGAUUAAGAGAGUCUGAGGUUAUUUUUUAAAAAGAGAAGAAAUGGUUUGUGACAGACUUCUGUGGUCCAUUUCUUGUGAGCUAUUUGUGUAGAGGUAUCAAUCAUGAGAAGCAAUUUUAAAGCAGGUGCACUUUCAUGUGAUUUGGUCCCAAGAGGUACAGCAGAUCUAAUGGGCUGGGUUUUUUUCUUAACCUUCAGAAGUGCCUGGUACACUCAUCAUACUGAGGCCUCUACAUUGUUAGGAGUUGUUGGAUUACAAGCUCACUUGCUUUGUAUUUCUGUGGUGAUCAGCAGGGUGGUUUGGCUUGUUUUUAUACCCAGUUACCAUAACUGCCAGUGGGAAAAUCUUUUUUUUUUUAAAGAACAUUGUUUUCAAAAGUAAAAUACUCUAUAUCACAUUGGAUUUUUUUAAAAAAAGCUUCUUUUCAUAGGAAUCCUAGACAUUUGUAUGUUUAAUAAUUUAGCAAGGCCCCUCUAGUUUUUAAAUGUAGACCUAAGGUAGCAGACAUUAUUUUUUGUAAUGUAUGCCUCACAGAGGUGGUAUUCGUAUGUCCUAAAUAUGAGCAGUACUCUUCCUUCCUUGAUGCAAAUUGUCUAGCAGUUUCUAACCAGUUAAAUUGGAAUUUUGACAAAAUUUCAAAACACCAUCUAACUCUGAAUUCCUUUGUCUCUGAAGCGCAUGAGUAAUUUGCCAAAGUUAAUUGUUAAAUGCGAACACAUCAUAAGCUUUUGCUUUUCUUCUCAAAGAGCAAAAGCAAGCUGACAUCCUAAAUCUGCCUUUAAGAUGCAUUAUGUGUAUAUUUUGAGCACUGACACAUAUUGUGCUGUUGUCUUCAUGUGAAAACUCUGGAAUAUUAGAUAAUGGGUUUAUGAUUGUGUAUUUACACAUAUCAGUGUUGCUGUAUAUCCCAGUGAUGAGCCUUUAAAAACUGCUUAAUAGACUAGGCUUGCUCAGGUGUUCAAGUAAUUCUGAAUUUUCUCUCAAAGGUGCAGAGUCAGAGGAGAGCAAUCCAUGAAAGGUGGUGGGAGAUCCACCAGUGGAACUCUGGAUGUUUCACCAGGCGGCUGGCAGUGGGUGGGUGAGACACUGUAGCACAAGCAGCUACAAAUGUUUCACUUCAUUGAUUGAGGAUGAAGUAGACUUCAAUUAGCAGGUCCCAAACUAAAGAACUAUUCUGAUGGCAGAUCCCUUUAACAAAACACCUAGGAGCUACUGACCUUGUUGAUACUUGGCUACUUCAUUUUGUGUCUUAAAUGAACAUUCAGAAUACCAGACCAAGAUAACCCAGCAUGUUCAGUUCAAUAUGAUUUAUAUCUUGGCUGUAAAGCAGAGCAACUGGCUGUUGACCUUUGACAGCAGUAUGCAAUUUGUAAUAUACAUGUUUCUUAUACAUAUAUCUACAUGCAUAUAUAGAUGAAUGAACUCAAGUCUGUCCAAAGUUUGUUAUACUUGUGUUAGGUUAUAGUACAGCUGACUAUAUCAAUAUAUUUAUUGAGUGCUGAGCCAUCCUCAUUUGGGUGAUGGUGAUAAACUUUGCAUAUUAUGCUGGAGUGCUGUCAGUUUCUUUUAGAUUAUUGAAGCUUGAUUGCCACGAUUUUAUACAAUAGAGCCCCUGUAGUGUAUGUUAUAAGCGGCCACAGCAGAUAUAGAGUCUAUGGGCAUAACUGAAUGCUUGCCUAAGACAAGUGAAACACAGCUGUAGGCAGAUAACCAUAACACUUGCCAGAUUUGGCAAAUACUGGGAAAUACUACUUUUGCUAUAUAUAGUAACAUUUCCCUGCACUGUAAACUUUGCAGUAUUUUUAUUAAGGGGGUUUAGGUGGACCUGAGCAAAUCAAGUUUGAAUGCAUUUUUCCCAUAAAAGAAAUAAGCAACAUCCAGACCAUAUGAUAAGAAUCUUGAAUGGCAAAUAUUUCAUAAAUAUUUGGAUCAAGGACAGAACAACUUUAAAUUGAGUGGAAAUCAGUAUUGUGGGAAAUUUGGAUUUUCAAUAGUUAAGUAAAUGUUGGAUAUCUUUCAACAAAGUGUAGCCAAAGUUUUUACUAGUGUGCUCUGUUCAGCAACUUCAGGAUUUCCCCAAGACCUAGAAAAUACAGGCUAACUGUACAAAGUAUGAUAAAUUGUUUCAUUUUGGGGGGUGGGUUCUGGGAUGUUUAUGGCAUUUUUAAAUAGUAGUUAUGGAAAAUAGGUUAAUUAUAACAUUCUCACUGGAGUUGAGACGUUUGUGGAAAAGCAAGCAUUUUUUACAUAAUGCCUUCUCCCUUCCAUCUCCCCCAUCCCGCCCCCAGUUCACCUAAGCUUUAAGCAAACUCAGUUGAAGACAUUUGAACUGCUGCUCCCCGCUCAGAAUAACAGAACUAGUUCUGGCUUUGCUUCUCAAUUCCAUCUGUUAAUGUAUUGGCAAAUCAUUUGUUUCUGGUAACGUAACAGUGAACAGAACUGAUGCUGGCAAACUGGACUAAAAAUUUUCCCUUCUCCUAGUUUUUAGAUCGUAUCAGUAUUGGCAGCCAGCAUUCCAAGAUGGUUACAUUAAAAUACCUUAGAAUCUGGCUUUGUGGGCCAGGCAAAAAGCCUCUGCAAGCACAGUUGCUGACAUUUGUAUUUGAUUCCCCUUUUAAAUGGUUUUAAGAAGUUUUGUAUAUGGAGGAUAAAGUGCUUAUAUAUUUAUUAAAGAUCCUUUAUCAUUUAAUUUGGUAAAGGUGGCUUUUUCUUUUUGGGGCAAAUGUUGGGGGGAGGUUAUUUUUAACCUUUAGUUUAUCAGAAAAAAAAACAUUGAGCAUGCAGCUUGGUACUGAUAAUGACUGGCAGGAUGGCUCUCUGUUGUAUGCUUUGUACAUGACAUGUCCAUGUCUUAUAUGUUUUGUUACUUAUCAAUGUAUUAGUCAUCUGUUUUCAACCAAAACUAAACUUUUAAAACAAAACUGUGAUCUCCCCCCCCUUUCCUUUGCAAUACAUUUGAAAUUUCAAAAGGGUACUUUGGGGCUCCAAAUUAGGAUUUCUAAGUCAGUAUGUGCAUUUCACGUAUGUUAAUGGUGAGCAAAGUAUUAUAUACUAACUAGAUUUUUUUCCACAUCUGUAUAGUAUAUCUAUGUAUUUUGUGGUAUUGAGAUUAUAGAAAGUUUAGUGUCUGAAAUAUGCGUUUAAUGUGUAUUUUUAAACAAAUUUAUGGCAAUUAAAUAUUUGGAGAAAAGGGUAUCACAUUUCAAUUUGUAAAGAUCUUUUUAACUACUGUGUCAUUAAAUGCUUUGUACAAUGCAAAACUGUAACUGGAGAAACUAAGUUUAAUAAAU
Rhineura floridana is the source of this 9451-nucleotide messenger RNA. RefSeq names its product ALF transcription elongation factor 4 (gene AFF4). Gene Ontology annotation, biological process: regulation of gene expression. The record is from RefSeq and is a predicted model, not a curated record. NCBI's taxonomy places the organism in Eukaryota, Metazoa, Chordata, Lepidosauria, Squamata, Rhineuridae. Bases 538 to 4050 code for a protein of 1170 amino acids. The transcript has 23 exons. Gene Ontology annotation, cellular component: super elongation complex; nucleus.